Paramecium pentaurelia is the source of this 873-nucleotide messenger RNA. The record is from the annotation of a GenBank genome assembly. NCBI's taxonomy places the organism in Eukaryota, Ciliophora, Oligohymenophorea, Peniculida, Parameciidae.
AUGCUAACAACUAUUCAUUUGUAAAUCAACAAUUAAUCAUUACAAUUUAUAUUGAAUAAAGGAGAUAAUUUAUGGAAGAAGGUUCAAGAAUUUUGUAGUGAGAAUAAUUUACAAAAACAUUAAGAUUAAAUUUUUAAUCUAAUUUACAAUGAGUUCGCUAAAGUUGAAAAAUAUGAAGCAUAUUGUUUAACAUCACGUUAGGCUAAAACUCCUCCAGUAUAGCAACGUUAGAAAUGGGAUUAACAAAAAUAAAUUCAGAAAUAAAGUAGAAAUAUAAGUCCAUCUGCUAAAGUUCUAACACCCAAAAAAUCUCCUCAUAAAAAAUAAAAUACUUCUUAAUUUGUUCAUUUACCAAAAAAUCAGUUUGAAAAUAAACAAUUAGGACAAGAUGAAAAAGGAUAUCAAACUCCCAAUGUGAUACAUUACAAAAAAGAAAACUUUUAUUUAAUAGAAACAAAAUAAGAAUCAUACGAUUUAAAAGAUAAUGCUUUAAUAUACAGUAUUGCAAAACUUGAUAAUUUAAUAAAAUGCAUAUAUAAACAAAUUGAAAACACAUUAAUAGAAAAUAGUGUUUAUUCAAUUUGUAUUUAAUUAUAUAAGCGAUUAUUAAGCACUUAAGAACAUAGAAAGACAUUAAAACUAAAUAUGAUAAAUUUUAAUUUAUUAGAAAAUAAAGAAAUUUAUGUUUUGGAAUAAAUAGUCCAAAAAUAUUCAUUAUCCUUAGCUGUAGAAAUGAGUAAAUCUUAAUUUUUAAUUUUAAUGAUCGGCUUGAUUAUCUCAGAUGGAGAUCAUAUGGACAAGAACGGAGUUAAAGUUAAAGAAUUGAUAAACUUCAAUCCUACAUUGUCACCACAUUAUCAACUAUACUGCUGA